Nilaparvata lugens (brown planthopper) is the source of this 881-nucleotide messenger RNA. RefSeq names its product proteasome subunit beta type-3 (gene Prosbeta3). The transcript is spliced from 5 exons. Gene Ontology annotation, biological process: proteasome-mediated ubiquitin-dependent protein catabolic process. Lineage: Eukaryota; Metazoa; Arthropoda; Insecta; Hemiptera; Delphacidae. Gene Ontology annotation, cellular component: proteasome core complex; proteasome core complex, beta-subunit complex. The record is from RefSeq and is a predicted model, not a curated record. The coding region runs from base 188 to 805 and encodes 205 amino acids.
GAGCUCGCUUAAGUUAUCAAGCUAGCAUUGACCGUGUUUCAGCAACUUUGUGUUUAGUUGUUUUUGUGUCAUUCUGCAUUGGAAGUUUUUAAAUAUUCAACAUUUAUUUUCUUAUUCAAAUCUAAAUUUUCAUAAAAUAUCAAAUAUAAUAAGUUCAAAUUUUAAGAGUGAAGAUUAGUUGAGAAAGAUGUCUAUCCUUUCUUAUAAUGGAGGUGCAUUAGUUGCCAUGACUGGCAAAGACUGUGUUGCUAUUGCUUCUGAUAAAAGGUUUGGAGUUCAAUUGCAGACUUUGACCACGAAUUGUCAGAAAAUAUUCGAAAUGGGACCUCAUCUCUACUUGGGAAUGGUCGGAUUGGCGACUGACGUAAAAACUGUUCAGUCCAAGUUGAAGUUCAGGCAGAAUCUAUAUGAACUCAGAGAAGGUCGUAUAAUGAGCCCAGAAAUAUUUACGAAUAUGAUGUCAAAUAUGUUAUAUGAAAGAAGAUUCGGGCCGUUCUUCAUUGAGCCAAUUGUUGCUGGUUUGGAGCCGAAAACGUUUAGUCCGUACAUUUCGACAAUGGACGUGCUGGGCUCGACGAGCGUGUGCAAGGACUUUGCCGUGCAGGGCACAUGCACCAAUCAGCUGUUCGGCAUGUGCGAGUCGCUGUGGCAGCCCGACCUUGAGCCGGACGCACUCUUCGAGGUCAUAUCGCAGGCGCUCGUCAAUGCCAUCGACCGUGAUGCGUCCUCCGGUUGGGGCGCUGUUGUCCAUGUCAUAGAAAAGGAUAAAGUCACAAUCAAACAUUUGAAGACCAGAAUGGACUAAGUAUUUUUGGUAUUAUUCUUUAUAAUUUAAUUUUUCUUUGUAUUUUAUAAAGCCUUAUAAACUAUUUUGAGUUUCA